UAUCAAAGUUUAUUAGAACGAGAUUAUAUUCAAAAUGGUUUGAUAAGUGGGGGUAUUUAGAUUUCAGUUCUACUCUUAUAAGAUCGUAAUAGAGGAUCAUACUUGAAACGGCUGAGUGAUACUAGUGAAACAGUCGAAAAGUAAUGAAAUUAAAUAAUUUUAUAAUUUAGCGGCAUUAAUGCAGAAACGGUAGCGGUAAAUGGUUGACAUGGAAGCAAACAAUGUUGACGAUGUGAGGAGUUUAAAUAUUGACAAAGUAAUGGAGUGGUUAGACGAAAGAGGAAUUUCUUAUGGCGGAUUAACGUCACUCUCUGAACUUCACGAUCGAAUUGCUGAAGAGAAGAGUAACGAGUCAAUUCCAAUCUCGCAGUUAAUUGGUCAAUUGCAUGGCGAAAUGGAACAUGUUUUGGAAACAAAUACCCAAAUGAAGAAAGCACUGUUGCUUGUGUACGACGCUGUAAUAUCCUUCUAUUCUCGUGAUCUUCCGACCGAGAUCCAAAAACAUAGCUGCAUUCGUUAUGGUGAGGACAUGAUGCAGAAACUUGUGGAAUAUAAAAAGGAAUUAUUGAAUGACGAGUGUUCAAUAGUUGUUAUUGGAGAGACGAGCGCAGGUAAAAGUAGCUUUUUUAAUCUUCUGCUCGGAGAAGAGGUCUUGCCAAGCUCCUUGCUAUGUUCAACAAAAAUGCUCUGCCACAUCCAUUCACAGGCUGCAGACAGCCCAAUAAAAUUCGAAGUAACUAGUGAUAAUGGUUUUAAAAAAUCGUAUACAGGAUACAAAGACAAUGCUCGGAGCAUGAUAAGGGACUUAGAAAGUGUUGUCACUAAUCAAAAUAGUCCGCAAUGCAAAGUGGAUAUAUAUUGGCAUAUACCAAUGCUAGGAAACAAUAAAACCGUCACACUAAUUGAUACUCCAGGCGUCGGAGCCAGUCAGCAAUUGUCAGAACGAUUGUUAGGAUAUCUACCCAAUGCAAUCGGAAUCAUUUAUAUCAUCAACAGCUCCAACGCUGGGGGAUUGCAAUACGACAGGUCAGGGCACAUUUUCGACAAAUUGAAGCGUGACACGAAGACCGGAGGCCUAUUUAGUUUUGAUCCAGACUGCAUGAUGUUUGUCCUUAACCAAUGGGACAAAAUUGAACAGAGACAAGUUGAUGAACCCAACAUAACAGAACUUGUGUGGCAAGACACGCUUACAAAAUUGACGGUCCUUAUUCCGGAAUUCGAAUGGGAAACGAGAAUGUACAAAAUGAGCGUGACAACAGCAAGCGUAUACCAGAAACAAGGAAUAGUGAGCAAACAAUAUCGAUCUGUGUUAAAGGGACUCAAGAAACUUGUGGUCGCAAGUCUCACAGGAAAUGUCAAACGCCAUUUCAGGUGGCUGACUUGUUUCACUGAACGCAUCAGAAAAUAUCUAAAAACAAGGCUAAACAACGCGGAUUAUAAGGACAAAGACGGCCAAUACAGGGAAGCAUUAACUCGAUUAUCACAGCUCGAAUUAGAUGCUGGUGAAAUACACAACGACCUGAAGAUGGAAUGUAAAAGUGUAUGUCAGAGAAUGGUGUCCGAAAUCCUCUGCCAUUUGGCUUCUUCAGAAGUCAAAGCACGUAUUAUAUCUCAAGGCUUAUCAGAUGAAACUAUUAAAACCCUAAAAGUCACAUUCGUUUCAAUGUUCUCGUGGGAAAAGGGUUUUAUACUGACAAUGUGUCAGCUAAUGGAAGAAGAAGUGAACGAAUGGGAAAAAAGAGUCCAAUUCAUAAAUAAAGCCAGGGAUGAACUACAAAAUAAGUUUUAUGCAAGAUAUCAUACUCUGUGCGAGGCUAUCACAAAGAUUGAAGCUGAAAUUGAAAGUGAGAGUUCGUCAGAUGAAAGCACGUUAUCAGAUGGACAAAAAAUAAUUUUGAUUGGAGUUGGUGUUGCGAUUGGUUACCCGAUUAUUUUGGCUGUAACAGUAGCGCUACUUCCAAUUGUAAUCUCUCGUUUAAUCUGUAUGUUUAAAUGGGCAAAUAAUCUGAAUGGAAAAGAAGAAGACGAGUUUUAUGAGAAAUGUUUCAAGAAAUCUUUGAAAAAAGCUGAUAGAAAAUACUGUGAACAGUAUGUAAAUAAACAUUAUUUUUCACAAUUGCUUACAACAAUGGCUGACAUAGUAAAGGAUAUUCCAAGGCAAAUAAAUGCUUGUAAGCAACUGGUUCAAGAUAUGACAGAACAACGAAUUUCUGCAAAGAAGAUUCAAGAUAUCUUCACACCCCCUCUUCUACACAUUCAGAGGCUCAUAGAUUCAUUGCAAGUGUUUCACUUACAUUUCUUAAACAAUUUAAAAAGUGAAUAGUAGAGCAUAUUGAUAACGUUAACGAAGCUACAAAGAUUUUCAUCGGGAAGCUACACUAUUUACAGAAAUCGUGAAAUUGUGUUAUGAUUGAACUGUUCAAUAAGUCUUAAUUCUACAUAUGUUCAACUUUAGUAGAGUACAAUAUAUUUAAUUCUAAUUAAAAAUAAGUGAAGUGUUUAGGGUAUAGUUUUAUCUCACAGAUUCGUAAGAUACAAUUUUGACCGUUUAGGCUACAUUGUGUUUAAUUAUUUACUUGUGUUAUUAUACUCAUCCAAGAAUUAAGUUGAUCGUCCGAUUGCAUGACGUUAGAACGGAGAAUUGAUUUACUUAAUGUGAAAUGACGAUAAGCUAAUAUGCACAUUGUAUGAUUAGUCAACUUUUUUUUUAAACAUUAUAAUGGUUCGAUUCAAGAGUGUGACGGAAUAAUCUGAUAACGGUUGUAUUAUCAUUUUAGCUUACCUGAGCAUUAAGUGCUUAAUGUUUGCUGUUAUGAACAGUUUUCGCCCCGCGUUUGUCACCGUGUGUCGCUCGCAGUAAGGUGUGCGUCGUCAACGUUUAGCUCUUUUAAACUCUAUAGCCACAGUUUUGGGUAAACCGUAAUAGCACUUUUUCGGGAUGUUUAAUAUCAACAAUAUCGAAGCAACUUUGGAAUUUAAGUAAAAUUUGGGGUAUGGUGUUGUAAUUUAAGUUAAGUUUGGGAUUUGGGGUCUACAUUGAUAAAAAAAUGAUCGGAACGUUUUAUAUUUACAUUGUGGCGACGUUAUAAUUUUAGUAAAGUUUGACGAAGAUUUUAGCUAAGAUUUGACCUGGUGAUUUAGAUGUUUACUUUACAUGAUCAAGUUUUGAAAAUUUUCCAGAUAUGAUUAAGACAAAACAUUAACGCUGUGUCCCCUUUCAAUGCUGUGUAUGACGCAAUCAGAAUGUUUAAAGGUUUUAAGGGAAAUAACUAUAAUGAACUUUGGGUAAUAUUGCCUUAUUUCGUACAUUUUCGUUAACUCGAAAGGUCUCCGAGUAUGUUCGUACAACUAAAAUAGUUUGAUCAAACUCAAGACAGGAUAUUUGUUCUAAUAUGCAACUCUUUACACGAAUGGCAUCGGCGGUUAGAAGGUACAGUUUACGCUUUUGCAAUCAAAAGUCCCAGAUGCGAUGGUGUUUUUUUUGUUUUUAAGGGGAGAUUACAACACUUGCGUGCUUAUAUUUUCUGUAUGCCACUUGUAACACCUUGUUAUUUCUAUCAAUAAUAUAUACCAAAAUUAGUCUUCAAUAUUUAGGUUGAUUUUUAGUAAUAACGUUUAUGAAAAAGGGGAGGGAAUGAGGUUUGGCAUCUUCAAGUGUCUAAGAAUCCGUUAGUAUUUGGUAUAUUUUUUUUAACUUUGAUUUCUGAUGCAGACGAAACGGCAAUGUGUAAUAUGCAAACAAAAUAAAGAACAUCAACUUCUAGUUUUAGAGUUCUAAUACCUGAUGAUGGUUUCUAAGAUUCGACCACACUUUAAUAAGAUUCAAACUUGAGACAGACUUUGUCAAGUUACAAAUUCAUAUAAAGUUGUAUAAUUUGGUAUACAUAACUGUGGAUACGAAAGGGUAAAACAAUUUCUUUUUAGAUUCUUGCAGUUGACAUAAUAACCAGGAAAAAUAUAAAUUGACUAACGGCCUUUUCAAAAUCAAUGUUCUUGAUAUUUAAAACUACCAUUGAAAUAAGUAACAGUUCCGAGAUAGUUGAACUUUUCGAAGAUUUGUAUAUUGUGAUCAUUAUGUGUCCUUUUUUACCAGGUCUAACUUUCAACUUUUGAGAAAAAAACAUUAUUUUUGUUUUUAAAUUGUUCACAUUUAGCCCCAGAUAAUUGCAAUACAGGUAAAGAUAAUCAAAAGGGGUAUGUACUUCUUCUGGUUAUUGCGUCAAACAGCCAUGUCAUCCGCAAAUAAUUAUAAAAUAAAGUUUAUUUCAUUUAUUUCUUAGCCAGACAGUUAAAAAAAGUUCAAAAUCUGCUACAUUAAGUGAGAAAGGAAUCAGGGAUAUUACAUUCCCUUGUCUUAGACCUACUCCAUGAUAAGUAUUCAGAAAACGGUGUACACGACUUAACACAAGAUUCAGCAUGCUCAAACAUGUUCUUAAAUAUUCUUAAUAAUUUACUUUAUAUGGCAGAUUUGAUAUUUUGUACCCACAAUGCACAGCGAUAUAUACUAUCAAAACAUUUCGAUUAUGACAUCCAAGAUUCCGAAAGAAUGACACAAAUGCUAUUACGUGUGUGUUCUCUCCUUAUAUCGCUUCAACACGAUUUGGUACAUUGUUGACGAUGGAACUCAAAUUUUUUACGAAGUUAUCGGGGCUAAAUGAUUAUAUACUAUUAGUAGUGAAAACAUGAAUUUUUAAAAACCUCUCGAAAAUUAGAGUCUGACAUACUUCAAAACCAGCAUACAUUAUCUAUCUUUGGUGUUAUUAAUUUGAUGCCUAGCCAUCAACACUUGUCAAAUAUUGUACAUUCGUUAAGAUGUUCUCACGUAAAUCUAAAUCUAAAGCUUGUAUCUCUGUCUGCAUUAGGACUAGAUAUGUUGAACAUAAUGCUCAUAAUAGACUUUUGCAAAUGUUUAAGGAUGAAUGUUAAAGCAUUUAUGUCUAUAUCAGCUUUGUCUUGUGGACACAAAUUUUUGGCAUUGUAUUGUCAGUUCGUUGUAUUAUGUAUUUAUUACACAUUGCACUUGUACGUAGCGCCAAUACAUUUUUGUUUAAAUAAUCGAAAUAUUUAUAUUAAAAGUAAUUUGUUCGACAAAAUAAUGCUUCCCGCUUUGAAGAAGUGGAGACGUUAAAAUUAAGAGUAUAAGGUUAAAGGUCAAGGUCAUGUGAACGUUUAUCAAGAAGUUGGUUUUCACACAAUAAUACUGUAUCUAGACAAUUCGUAGCAUCAUAUACAUGAGUAUCCUGGUUAAUAUCGACGAACAGGAUAAACCCGCAUAAUUUUUAAAUCAAGAGUUAUCAGGUAAAGAUAACAGGGACGACUCUGCUGCAAGUUUGGGGGCAUACACGUUUCAAAAAUAUCUAUUGUUUAAACAUUUAUAUAUCAUAACCGUUUCUGUUAAAAAAGAUCUUGAUCAUUAUUCAUUAUGAUGUAUCAAAAUGUAACCUGAACCAAGUAUAACAUCCGAAAUUAUGCUAUUGAAAAUAUCAAUAGUAUAAGCAUGUUUAUUACACUCAAUACAAUUACUAAAUCAAGAGUUAUCAGGUAAAGAUAACAGGGACGACUCUUCUGCAAGUUUGGGGGCAUACACGUUUCAAAAAUAUCUAUUGUUUAAACAUUUAUAUAUCAUAACCGUUUCUGUUAAAAAAGAUCUUGAUCAUUAUUCAUUAUGAUGUAUCAAAAUGUAACCUGAACCAAGUAUAACAUCCGAAAUUAUGUUAUUGAAAAUAUCAAUAGUAUAAGCAUGUUUAUUACACUCAAUACAAUUACAUCACUAAUAACCUGUUUUAUAAUUAUAUUCGUUUGUUAUGUGAAUACUAGAAGAAAGGGUUUAUUGUCCUUUUCCCUGAAUACGGAUCGAUAUAUUUAUGUACUCCUGUUUGUUUCCUGAUUAUACAUAUAAAAUGUGUGUUUUUUUCUGAUGAAGAGAUUUUUCAGGGAAUUUAGAAAAUAAGAAGCUUUGAAUCGUGCAUGUUUAAUAUAUAUAUAUAUAUAUAUAUAUAUAUAUAUAUAUAUAUAUAUAUCUAACAUAGUGUCUCUAACAUAGUGUUCGGGAAGUUUAUGAAUCCUUCUCGAAUCCUACCCAAAUACAACUAUGAUUUCAUGUUUGUAAAUUAAUGUUCAUGUAACUGUCCCUUCUAUGUAUGUAAACUGUUACAACAUUGGAAGAUGUGUUGCGGUAAAAGUGUGGGGUAUAUAACUGUGAAUGAACCAUCUUUACUUGGGGCUGGGGAUUUCACAGUAUGUCUGCUUCAUUCUGCACCGUAGCUAGGCGCACACGCCGAAGUCUCCAAUAGGAAUAUGUCUGUCUGUUUGUCUGUCUGUCUUUCUGUUUGUAUGUCUGUAUAUCCGGUUGUUCACGCAUAUCUUUCUCCAUAUAUAUAUACAUACACACAUAAUCAUAAAACCAACGCAACCGUAUGCGCAGAGUGCAAAGAAGACAUACAGUAUUUUGUUUACAUCAGUCAAUACUAUAUUGUUAACAAUACUAUGUCUUGAGUGUUAAACAUGACACACGAUUCAAACACCUUCUUACCUUACAAUAACAAUAUGUUAACUCUAAACAAUAUGAAAAUUCACUUAAGGACUCUUUCACAAAAUAUAAACAACGCCAUUACUCCACAUAUGUAUAAUUGAAACAAAACAGAUUAUUCAAUGAAUGUGUACAUUGUCUUGAACUGAUAUAUUAUGUUUUGUAUAUGUGAAUUGAAUCUAUGUUUGAGACUAUACGAUGCAUGUUUGAGUUGUUAAGAACGACGAGAAAUUCAGUGCAUGUAUGAAUUGUAAAAAAUGAUUCAUAUGCAUAUUGUAUUGAACUGCUAUGGUAUGCAAUGCAUAUGUGAAUUGUAUGGAACUGCUAGAGUAUACAAUGCGUUUGUUAAUUCUAUUGAACUGCUAGAAUAUGCAAUCAAUUUGAGAAUUGAAAAUUUAGUCGAACGGAUGUGUAUUGUAUAAAACUGUUACAGUAUGCAAUGUAUAUGUGAGUUGCAUAGAACUGCUAGAGUAGGAAAUGCAUACAUACAGUGUAAACAUGUAUAUGAUCAUACAAUAUAGUGAUUGUACAAAGCAAUAAAGUUCAAACAUGUUUUACAAGAUAUGCUUAUAUAUAUUAUUUUUUUGAGAGAAAAGAAAAGAACAACAGAGGAAUAGUUAUGAAAAAUGAUGAGUUGUAUAAAGUCGGAAGAAAGCAUACUGGACUUGUGUGUUUUGUUGUAUAUUCACAAUGAUCUUGUCAGAUUGAAAAUUUAAAAUUAAAAAAAACAAAAACAAAACUAUUUUAGAGAGGUAAACUAACAUUAGAGUGAAAUGUGUAUAAGUGGACAAACCAUUAUGAGAAUUUAAUCCGAUUCCAUUUUUGUUCAAAGAUUUGUAAUGUGUCAUUACUGAGGGCUAUUUCUUUCUCAAUCUGGAUUUUUAGUUUAAGACUAUGGACAAAGCAAUUAAAAUUUGGUACUUGUUUUUUGUACUUCAUGUUUAAGAUAAAAUAUUUCAUCAAUAUGACCAUAAAAUUCACAAUAUUAUUACAGUCUAUUGAUUUAAAUGAGUUAAUUCCGAAACUUACAUUUAAGAAAGAUAGUUUAACGUUUAGUUGAUGUUGUUCAAGAAAUGAUAUUAAUUGAUUCCAAAUAGGCUGGAUGUGUUUGCACUCCCAAAAAAAAUGUUCUAUAGUUUCGAUGUUUUAACUGCAGAAGUCACACAGAUUUGAGUUAGAUAAUUUGCAUUUAAAGAGAUAUUUAUUUGUAGCUAUAAUUCUAUGGAUGUAUUUAUAUUGAAAAUUUCUCAGUGUGCUUUCAAUAGUUGCUUUAUAUGGCAUGGUAAAUAUGUGUUUCCAAUUAAGUUCAUUUUCUCCAAAGAGGACUUGCCAUUUAUUUUGGAUUUUGGAGUAUUCUGUAGGGUUUUUAAUUUGUAUUGUGUAAAUUAUGUUAUUUGUUUUGUUUUUUCUUCCAAGUAUGUUUUCUACAAAUGUUGUUUGAGUACAUGGUGUAUUGUUUGUAUUGAUUUCAGAUUUAAUAUGUAUGGGUAUGCUUUUGAUUAGUGUGUAGUACUUCAGAAAAUUAUUCGAAGGUAUUCCGUAUAUGUAGCAUAUAUUAUCAAAAGAGUAGAAAUCCUUAAUUCUGUAGUCAUAUAAUUGGUCGACAUAUUUAAUGCUUCGUUCAAACCAGUCUUUAUAGAAAAAGGUCUUAUUGUUUGAAGUUAUGUCUUUAUUGUUGCAUAAAAUUGUUUUACUGCUGGUUUGGGGUUCUAAGUUAUGAGUGACAUCACUCCACGCUGAUAGAACAUCAGACAGAAAUAUAUUUUCGUUUGCAAUUUCAUGUAAUAUAGUAUUGCUGAUGUUACAUUCAAAGAUUAAGGAGUCACCAUAUUUUUUUAGGAUUUUCUGGUAGAAUAAUUUCCAUUUACUCGUAUUGGUAUUAUCUAGGUAUCUUUUAACCCAGCUGCAUUUGAUUGCAUUCAAGAAUGAGUCAAUGUUCGUUAAUUGGAUGCCUCCAUUUUCUACAGAUUGAAUUAACUGAGUUCUUUUUAUUUUAUCAGGCUUACCGUCCCAUAUGAAAUUAAAUAUUGCUGAUUUUAUAUCGUUAAUAACAUCAUUUGGUGGAUUUGGGAGAACUGUUUAAACAUAUAUUAAUUUAGGAAGUGCAAACGUUUUCAAUACUGCGUUUUUUCCGAUAAGUGUAAGUUUACGAUGAUGCCAUGAUUUUAAGCAGUUUUUAAAAUUCUGUAUUUUAGGUAGUAUGUUUUUAAGAACUGCAUCCUUUUCAUUAUUUGUGAAAGUAAUUCCUAGCGUUGUGGCUUCAUCGGAUGUCCAAUUAAAUUUCAUUUCUUUUUUGUAUUGAACAUUACUUUGUUUUAAUUUACCUACUCGUAGCACAGUACAUAUACUUUUGUUUAGUUUAAGACCCGAUGUCAUUCCGUAAAGGGUUAGCGACUCUAUUAGGUUAUGGAAAGAAUCGUAAUUGUCAUUUAAAAAAUAAGUUGCAUCGUCAGCAAAUAGGGAUUGUUUGAUUUCUUCGUCAGGUUCUAGUGAUAUGCCUUUUAUGUGUUUAUUUGAUUGGAUGUGAUGUGAUAGAUACUCGAUGCAAAUAAUAAAUAGCGAUGAUGAGA
Messenger RNA from Dreissena polymorpha, 9099 nucleotides. RefSeq lists its product as uncharacterized. The record is from RefSeq and is a predicted model, not a curated record. The coding region runs from base 200 to 2323 and encodes 707 amino acids. The transcript has 11 exons. Lineage: Eukaryota; Metazoa; Mollusca; Bivalvia; Myida; Dreissenidae.